AUGGAUGAUUUUGUUUCCAGGAAGAGGCGGCGGCUGUCUCAGUCAAGCGUGGAGGCCAGUGCAACACCAGCUAAGGCGCCAAGCACGCCGAACCCAGAUUCCUCUGGCGAGGACUCCACGGACAUCAAAAUUGCCAUCUUGCUCUCUCUGUUUCCAGAUCUCAAGCAAGAGAACCUGUUGGACAUAUUAGUAUCAUGCGAUGGGUCUGUGGAGGCCGCUUCUUCACUGCUCUCAACCCAAGUCACCUCAGGUUCACCAUAUAAGAAACGAGCGACCUCAGCUUCCGCUGUUGGUGCUCAGACAUCAUUAUCGUCACACGUGCUCACCAAAGCAAAGGAUGGAUCUGUUACCACUCUUAGUGAUAGCCUCGUUCGUCGAAAACCUUUGUCUACCAAGAAAGGACAAACUUUACACCUUUAUUCCCCCGAGGAUAUUGCAGCCUACACACCAUGCACAAUUAUCCACAAUUUCCUUCCUACCGAACAGGCGAAUGCACUGCUAGUCGAACUACUUGACGAAUCAAAACAUUUUUCACAAUACGAAUUUCAGCUGUUCAACCGAACAGUUCAGAGCCCACAUACAACGAGCUUAUAUGUUUCAACGCCCGAGGAAUACAAACAACAUACCUCCGAGUACAAGUAUGGUGGCACAUACCGAUCAAAUGUUCGACAAGCAACACCAGGGCUUCGCUCCGUGUCCCGAAAAGUCCAGCUUGCGGUCAAUGAAGCUGUGCAGGCUCGCAUACGCGAGGUUUAUUCAGAUGGCAAGAAGCUCAAGUAUCAGUCAUCGAAGGAAUGGAGACCAAACGCAGCCUUUGUCAACUGUUACGAUGGGCCCGCAGAAAAUGUGGGGUAUCAUUCCGAUGAUUUUACUUAUCUCGGCCCCCACCCGGUCAUUGGUAGUUUAAGUCUAGGCGUGGAACGAGAAUUCCGAGUCCGUCGAGUACUACCUCGGGAUGAGGAGGAUGAUACUGGCCAAACAGGCACCGAAGACAAGCGCGGUACUCCCUCAAAAGCGACCAAUGACCGAAAGUCAUCUACUGCUCGUGCAGACGCGCAAGGACAGAUCUCCAUCCACCUCCCACACAAUUCCCUCCUGGUCAUGCAUGCAGAGAUGCAGGAAGAGUGGAAACACUCAAUCGCCCCUGCGCAGACUAUCUCUCCACACCCAAUAUCAGGCAAUCGGCGGAUCAAUGUCACUUAUCGCUGGUUCCGCGACACUUUUCAUCCGCGAAAUACACCUCGAUGUCUCUGUGGCGAGCACGCGGUACUUCGGUGUGCACAGCGCAAACAAGAAACCCGAGGGCGGUAUAUGUGGAUGUGUUAUGCUGGAUAUGUACCAGGCAAAGAAAGCUGCUCGUUCUUCCAGUGGGCCGAGUUCGACGACGAUGGGGAUCCUGUGUGGACUCAUGAGCCUCGGGAGGAAAAGGUUGCUCCAGCUUUGACCAAUUUUUCAGCUUCUCAAUAG
Messenger RNA from Penicillium subrubescens, 1467 nucleotides. Its product is annotated as putative CUE domain protein. NCBI's taxonomy places the organism in Eukaryota, Fungi, Ascomycota, Eurotiomycetes, Eurotiales, Aspergillaceae. Gene Ontology annotation, cellular component: nucleus. The record is from RefSeq and is a predicted model, not a curated record. Gene Ontology annotation, biological process: DNA alkylation repair; DNA repair. The coding region runs from base 1 to 1467 and encodes 488 amino acids. Gene Ontology annotation, molecular function: dioxygenase activity; zinc ion binding; ubiquitin binding. The transcript has a single exon.